This is a messenger RNA of Zootermopsis nevadensis, 3819 nucleotides long. Lineage: Eukaryota; Metazoa; Arthropoda; Insecta; Blattodea; Termopsidae. The record is from RefSeq and is a predicted model, not a curated record.
CCGUAGUAAACACGAAUCCCGCUGCCAAGUAAUGCAAUGACAGGAUUGUUUGUUCGUUAGUUGGUUAGUUACAUUAAUCGAAAAUUACAAGCCAGAAGACCGACAUCGACAAAAGCUGUGUUUACAAGAAUAGAAAUAUUUUAUGCAUGGUUUUGUAAUGAUAGACUGGUUGGUGAUCGAGGAAACCUUGAAUGAAAUUCCGGCAUUAAUUUCGUUCAUAGUUUCUCCAGGAUUUAAAUUGGCCCAUAUUAUACGGUACGUAAUUCAACUGCCCUCCCAGAGAUGCCGUUUGGGUAAGGCUUUUUUUGUUUUUCGCACAUAUAAAAUCAACGAAUCAGAUGUCAAACACCACGGAGUAAAGUCCUUCAGAAGCAAUCAGAGCGCACACAACUGGAGUACACGUCUGAAUUGAGUACAUGUAAAGUUUCUUCGCUCCCCGGCAUAAUACGAGAGGGUCACGUGGCACACACCACUUCGGAUCAAUAACCACAGAGGAAAAGAAUUCUGCAGCAGAAGCAGCGACCGCCUCGCGAACAGCUGACUGAAGACCGCGGAGGCUGACGAACAUAGAGGCGGCAAUCCACUGAAGGAAACCAAAGAAAGAAGUUAUGGUGACAGCAAUGUGGAAGAGAGAGCUUCACCUGAAGUCAAUUACAUUAGAACACAACAAGCCAGACGAGUUCGUAAGAUGUCAGUGGCAAUCCAGUGUGAGAGUUCAUCUAGUCUACUUAACGUACCGGUGGUUCCUCGCAAUUCUGUUUCUGGCAACGAUGAUCUUCUCCAUCUGUGAUACAGGCGGCAACACCAAGAAUUCUGGACUGCAGUACAUCAGCAAGUGGCCAAUAUAUCUCACAAACUGGGGGUAUACUGUGUGUACAAUGCAGGCCAUACUCGGGGCAUGGCUCCUCACCCGGAGGCUGAUCGCAGAGCGGAAGCCAGGUUUCGGAACAAAUGACUAUGAGAUAUCCUUCAGUUAUAAAGUUUACUGGGCUCUGAACACAACAGGCAUUGUCAUGGCUUUCGGUAUCACGGUUGCAUACUGGCUCACAGUAUAUGAUCCAGCCAUUCACAAACUGGAUGCCCUGAAUCUCAUGGUCCAUGCAUUUAACUCUGUGUUCAUGGUAACAGAUUUUUUCCUUGUGGCCCAUCCAUUCAGGCUGUUACACUGUUACUGGCCGUUCCUCAUUACAGUGUGUUACGUGGUGUUUAGUUACAUUUACUAUGAAUUAGGAGGAUCUGACAGGCACGAUCGACCAUUCGUCUAUCCUCUUUUGGACUGGCGCCUGCCAAAACGAACAGCAGUAUCUUCAGUGUUUGGACUAGUGUUUGUUCUCACAGUCCAUUGUGCAACAUGGUUCCUUUUUCUGAUUCGCAAAUGGAUUGCUCUCUUGAUAAGAAAGAGAACUGCUCUCCCCACAUAUGAAGAAAAUAAUCACAUAUCUUCAAAAUUGCAGCCACCGCUACAAAUGGAUGACAUCAUUUGUUGAUUAAAUCAGCUUCCUUAGGCAUCAAGCAAUAUUUAAUUUGCAGACUCAACACCACUGUAUUAAAUGUUAAAUACACAUAUGGUCCUAUCCUGAAGUUCAGAGUUUGGACCUCAAAGGGCUAAUUGUACAUUAAAAUUACGUCUACAAAGGGCCAUAUUUUGAACGUGUCGCACACUUAACUCUGCCUGAAAGUAUACGAUAAAAAUUAUUCCCUAUUCCUGGCAAAACUUUAGUUGGAAAGAAAUUCCACAAAGACAUUCCACAAAUUUUCAAUCACAGAAACAAAUUAACUUAAUUUUUGAUUGAUUAAUGUUAUCAUUGCUUUCUUUCUUUAUUCCAACAAAAUAAUUUCAUAUCCAUAUUAAAUGAGCAUUUAUAUUUAAAUGAUAAAGGAGGUAGUUAAGCCACUCAUAUCAUAUGAGUAAUAAAAGUAUUAAAGACGUCUUUCAACUGAAUUUGAUGGUUGAAAAUGCUAAUCAUUUUCAGUUAUUUAAAUAAUAAGUUUCUCAUUUUGCAUAAAAUGCUCAUAUUCUAUUUUUAUAGUACUUUAAUGAGUAUACUGUAUUAUAAAUUAAAGUAUGAUAGUUCCUUGUGUAAACUGCCAUGGGGCUUUGGAAUGUUCCCUGGCAAGAAGUAUAAACUUAAAUAUUUGUUGAAACUUGUGUUCAUCAAGACUUAAAAUUUAGAAGUAGCUCCCAAGUAUGAAUCACAUUUGUCAAAGCCUGGAAUAAAUUAUGAAUCAGAAUGUACCACAUAAACUGCAGCAGUUAAAAGAAGUGGUUUUUUUAAGUUCCCUAAACACAUCAUAUCACUUUACUAAGUUAAAUGCAUCUGUAAGCCAUAAAUUUAAUGUAUCUUGCUACGUUUAACACAGCAAAGCGUUAAACCAAUCUUCUUCUAGAUUCCAAAUAUACAGCGACUACAGGGUUGCCUGUACUGGCCGUCACUGUAAAUUAUCUUGGUGUUUAUUCUAGUUUACAAUAUUUAAUUUGUCAUGUUUAAGUUAAGAAUUUUUUUUAAAAGUUUCAAAUUAUACCAGGGCAUUAUCUUUCAGAUUAUCGGAACCAAAGAAUCAUCACAUGUAUUUCAGUUUCAUAAUGAAGCAUUCCAGUUUUUGUCUUUUAGUGUUGUAUUUUUUCUAUUAUAGAACAUCAACAUAAGAAAGUUCUAAAAGCUCAAAAUGUUUGAACUCGCUGUCCACGUGUUUCAACGCAAGUAUCAUGUUCAGGCCGAUCUCUGUCUUAACUAGUACAUCAAACGUGCCAACACUUACAUCUUAAAACUUAAGUCAGAUGGACCUAUUUAUAUUAAUUUAAAUGCCACAUAAUCCAGGAUCUAUAGAAUCUGUGCAUGCUGUGCCAUCAUAGCUUUAUUCAUCUGUUCUACAGACAGUCUGCGUGUACGACUUUAAUUUUACUGUAACAAUUGUCAGCUAGACAAUAACACCAUUUUGCCAUUCCACUGCUACUUUUGUGAUCCAUUUUCAAACUUUUCUAUUAUUAUUAUUAUCAUCAGCACCACCGCAAUCAUCAUCAUUGUUGCUGUCACAAUCACCAUUAAUAUCCUUAUAUUGCAACAGCGUAAAAUCUCGUCAAACUUAUAACUUAUAGAAGACAAAUUACAACUGGUAAUUUGAUAUAAUUUUAGUUAAAUUCUACCACUGAUUUAAAUUUAUAUUAAAUAUAAUACUUUGUUACUUUAAAUAAUACAGUUUUUAGGUUAUUCUGUUAUAUAUAUAUAUUUAUCUUACAAAAAUGUCAACAUUUAUGGAUUUUUGUAUGAAAGAUGCUACUGGCUUUCAUAAUAUACUGCUGGAUUAGAAGUAAAAGAAAUUUGGAAUAAAGAUCAUGCCCGGGUUACUGAUUUUUCCCGUACUAUUUUUAUUACAAGGCAAAUGCAAAUGCUCAAAUGUUUCUGUAAUCAACUUGUGAACAUAAUAAAACUAGUUCAACAUAAGUGCCAUAGUCCCAUUACAUUAAAGUAAUAUUUUUAUAUCUUCUAGUGUACCUGCUUUAGCCUUGAUCACAGUUCAACUUUCUUUUCAAUUUAGCCACAUAUUUUGUUUCUUCAAGGAUGUUGUAAGCGUAGGAGCAGUAUCCUACAUACUUUUUUCCCUUAAAUGUAAAACAUUUCCCCACAUACUUGUAUUUCUUUGUACCAAAGCUGAAAAACCAAAAAUUGUAUGUAAGGUACUACGAAGGUAAUUUUAUGUUUUUAAGGUUAAUGUUAAAACCAUGGCAUGAAUGUAUGUGACAUGUGAACUGUAUGUAUUUCCUGAAUGUAGGAUGUGUUGUAAUAGAACAAUAAAGUUGUGUGUUCUUUUUUGUGUCAC